Molecule: messenger RNA, 693 nt
Organism: Danaus chrysippus (African queen)
Lineage: Eukaryota; Metazoa; Arthropoda; Insecta; Lepidoptera; Nymphalidae
Source: the annotation of a GenBank genome assembly
AUGUCGCAGCCUCCCUUCCUACCCUGGGGACUACCCUACCAGCACAGGUUUCACAGAUGUAAAGGGGAGGAAGACAGAUUAGAGUAUAGAGACUACCAGCACAGAUGUACCAGUUACAGCAAAGAAGAUGAGAACGAAGUUAGAGAGGAGCCCGUCACCAGCAGUGAGCCUUGGGGAGAUAGACGAGUGAGCAGUUCCCAUUCAUCAUCUUCCCGAGCUGAGGCCUCGUCUCCACACACACACGUCACGACCACACAUUCUGGUGGUCGUCGAGGUGCGCUCCAGUUGUGGCAGUUUCUCGUGUCAUUAUUGGCAGAGGGAGCCCGCUGCGUCGCUUGGACCGGGAGAGGACUGGAGUUUAAGCUUCAUGAACCAGAAGAAGUGGCGAGACGAUGGGGCGCGCAGAAGAAUAGACCGGCCAUGAACUACGACAAACUAUCAAGAUCACUGAGAUAUUACUACGAGAAAGGGAUCAUGCAGAAAGUUGCAGGUGAGCGCUACGUCUAUAAAUUCGUGUGUGACCCUGAAGCUCUAUUCAGCAUGGCUCGCGCGCCAGCCCCGGCGCCCUAUGACGUCAUCUCCCAGCUCUACUAUCCCCCCUACCUGCCCCCCACUCCCAUUCCAACCCCCACUACUUCUACACAGACCGACUACCAACGCCGCUACUACCAAGAAGCACACUACGAUAACUAA